AUGCAGUUCCUCAGCACCGUCCUCGUCGCCCUCACGGCGGCCGCCGGCGUCAUGGGCCAGGGCGGCGACGCCAACGCGUUCGCUACCGGCCUCCUUGACGCCCUGAGGCAGAACAACCUCACCCAGCUCGCCAGCGCCGUCGAGGCCAACGCCGCUGCCCUCCUGCCCGCCCUUGCCAGCGCCGGCAACAAGACCGUCCUUGCCCCGAGCAACCAGGCCAUCCAGGCGCUCGGCAACGUCGACCAGAACACGCUCGUCAACACGAUCGCCUACCACGUCCUCAACGGCACCUACAAGGUCGACCAGCUCAUGGCCGGCCAGCACACGAUCGCCGCCACGGCGCUCAACAGCAGCGAGUUUGUCAACCUGCCCGGCGACCGGCCCCAGGUGGCCGUGCUGAGCAAGGCCAUGGGCAACAACACCGCCUUUGUCUACCAGGCCGGCCGCAACGUCUCGUUCGCCGGCGCCAUGGACGGCCCCAUGUACCAGAACAUCCUCGUCCAGCCCAUCGAGCAGGUCCUCAUGGUGCCCGGCAACGUGUCGGACGUCGCCGGCAUGAUUGGCGUCUCGCAGCUCGUCCAGCUCCUCCAGAGCGCCAACCUGGUCGAGGCCCUCGACAGCAUGCCCGUCACCGUGUUUGCGCCCAACAACGCCGCCAUCCAGGCCGCCCAGUCGACCAUCAUGGCCGCCACCCCGGAGCAGCAGGUCGCCGUGCUGAGCAACCACUACAUCCCCGGCAGCGUCGUCUACUCGACGGCCAUCAAGGACGUCCCCAGCGCCACCUCGGGCAGCGGCCAGGAGCUCAAGUUCAUGGCCAACGACACGGGCGCCUACGUCAUGAGCGGCAACGUCACCGCCAAGAUUGUCCGCACCGACUACGUCGCCGCCAACGGCGUCGUCCACGUCAUCGACAACGUCCUCCUCAACACGAUGAACAACCCCGCCGCCGCCUCGUCCGCCGCCGCCUCGGCCGAGUCGGCCGCCGCUACCCAGACCGCGCAGCCCGGUGUCGGCACCGGUGGCAACGAGAACGCCGGCUCGGGCAUGGGCGGCGGCAUGGGCGGCGGCUCCAACGAGAACGGCGCCAUGUCGACGGCCAAGAUCGGCGGCGGCGCGGCUGCCCUCGCCAUGCUCGCCUCGGGCAUGUGGCUCCUUGCCUAA
Messenger RNA from Pseudozyma flocculosa PF-1, 1161 nucleotides. RefSeq lists its product as uncharacterized. The record is from RefSeq and is a predicted model, not a curated record. Gene Ontology annotation, biological process: macroautophagy. Gene Ontology annotation, cellular component: fungal-type vacuole membrane. The coding region runs from base 1 to 1161 and encodes 386 amino acids. NCBI's taxonomy places the organism in Eukaryota, Fungi, Basidiomycota, Ustilaginomycetes, Ustilaginales, Ustilaginaceae. The transcript has 2 exons.